Saccostrea cuccullata (small rock oyster) is the source of this 843-nucleotide messenger RNA. RefSeq lists its product as uncharacterized. The record is from RefSeq and is a predicted model, not a curated record. The annotation marks the transcript as partial. The transcript has 6 exons. NCBI's taxonomy places the organism in Eukaryota, Metazoa, Mollusca, Bivalvia, Ostreida, Ostreidae.
UUCAAACAUGUGACUGAUAUGAGGAAAAUGAGAAGCGAGACGAAGGAAAUGUUGGUAAAAUGACAGAUUCUGGGAAAACAAAAGACUUGUAUACGAUAAGGGAUGUCACGCAUGAUUUCAUCGUCACGGUCCAUGGACGCGGACAGGUUCUCCUCAUAGGUCUUGGUGUAGAUGGUAACAUCCGGGCGGUUUCCACUGAUAACAGCAGUUCUGAUGGGAUCUGUGUCUCCCUGUUACAGCUCACCCUCACUGAGAAUGGGGGCAUGGUACUGGCCCCAGCCAACCUUGACCUCAGCUGUACUAUAAAUAGCGAGGACCUCACGGGGGAAAUCAACCUCAUAAGUGGUGUCCCUAUAGAGAUAGCAGACAGGACCCUUAGGAUAUAUCAGGGAGGUGUCCCAAGCCGAAAAUUACCCCCUACCCCAGGGAUCACAGUCAAGUCCUCACCCCCACCUAAACCAAAGAGAGAAGGGGAGAUAAUACUGGAGGAGGAAAAAGAAAAGGAAAAGACACCAGUGCCAUUCAUAGACCCUGAACUUCUGAUCAACAUCAAAUCAACAGACAAGCUGGCAGACCUGGCCGCGAGCUUCCUGACCAAACAGAUCAACCAGUAUACAGACACCAAACUGUCGUCAGCAAUCACCGACCAAAUCUUCUCCUUCCUACAGGAGGUAGCGGGAUACCAGCGCGCCGUGAUCGUGGCGUACAUCACCGAGAUAUCUCAGAGUCUCGAGGAGAUGCCCGAGUCUGAACGAGAUCGACCGCUUCACAAACCAUCUGUCAGACUGCUAGUGGAACUACUCAGACAAAUCAUGGUAAGAUAUACUGCUUCACAAACCAUCU